This is a messenger RNA of Oppia nitens, 336 nucleotides long. It is a transcript of the gene Cby, whose product is annotated as protein chibby homolog 1-like. NCBI's taxonomy places the organism in Eukaryota, Metazoa, Arthropoda, Arachnida, Sarcoptiformes, Oppiidae. The transcript has 2 exons. Bases 1 to 336 code for a protein of 111 amino acids. The record is from RefSeq and is a predicted model, not a curated record.
AUGCCUUUGUUUUCCAAUCGAUUUUCAUACAAGAAGUUUCCGUCCCGUAAACUGAAGCCAUUGUCGUCACUGCACAGAGAGUUGUCUCAAUCGCUUGACUUUAAUGCCGACAAUGAGUCCAUUAAACUUGAAUUAGGAAAACAAUUGCUAACAUUUGACACAAAAUCUGGUCAAUGGAUUCAAUCGGAUGAUCGUAAAGAUAAAGACAUUAGCGAUAAAACUAAAGAAUUGGAAACAAUGAAUGAAUUGUUAACUCAAGAAAACAGAAUUUUAAGACUUAAAGUCGAAAUUCUCAUUCAAAUGGUAACAGAAGCCACAGCUGAACUGCAACUUUAA